Molecule: messenger RNA, 600 nt
Organism: Asparagus officinalis (garden asparagus)
Lineage: Eukaryota; Viridiplantae; Streptophyta; Magnoliopsida; Asparagales; Asparagaceae
Product: protein FAR1-RELATED SEQUENCE 5-like
Exons: 3
Coding region: 1-600 (199 amino acids)
Biological process (GO): regulation of DNA-templated transcription
Source: RefSeq, a predicted model, not a curated record
AUGGCCGGUUUAUUGCGGACUACAUCAAUAUCAGAGAGUGAGAACAGUUUCUUUGACAAAUUCAACCGUAGAUCUGACACAUUGACAGAAUUUUAUCUUCGAUAUGAGAGUGCUAUGGAGAAGCAAAGGCAUACAAACGCAAGAUUAAACUAUGAAGGAACGAAGACGAUGCCAAGAAUGGACACGCCAUUGUUAUUGGAGAGGGAUGCAGCAGAGUUGUACACUCGAACAAUGUUUUAUGAGGUACAGAGUGAGAUAAUGUCAUCCUGUUAUGAUAUGAGUAUCAACAGUAUAUCUGAAGAAGAUGGCGUGAAGAUUUUUUCCAUAAAGGACAAAAAGAGACAUGGAAAAAUAUUUGAGGUGAAACACGCUUACUUGAACAAUGACGUGCAAUGUACGUGUAGGCUGUUUGAGAAAAUGGGUAUAUUCAAGGAAAUAUCAGAACAGUGCAAUGCAAUUGAAGUUACAAAUCGCAAGUUGAAUGACAUAUGGUAUGAUUUCCAAUCCUGUGUGAGUUUGGCAGGUUUAGAUGGUGAGAGACUUGACUACCUGGAAGGGAAGUUGAAGGAGUUGAAGCACAGUUUGCGUGAAUCUAGUUGA